CUAAGUUCGCAUAUUAUAAAAGUGUUUAAUUUCAUAAUUUUCAAAAUGCUCUGGACAUUUUAUUCAAGAGUGAGUGUAUGGAAAUGGUUUGUGGUAUUGCUUUUGUAUAGCGUGCAGGCUAACGAUGCUCAGCUAUGCUCCGAGCAGGAAUCAGUCGAUAUAACCAACGGUACAAUGGAUGGUGAUGAAAGCGUUUUAUAUCGUGGAGUGCAGUACAGUGCUUUUCAGUAUUUUCAAGACGGAACCGUACGAAGAGGAUGCAUUUGUCUUGUACGUCAAUGCAUAUACGUAUGCGACGCUGAAGAAUGGGCAAGCGGUGGACUAACGGAGCUGUAUGCCAAUGUUUCCGGUGAUUCUGGUGAAAAACACGUUCUAGUGAACCUGGCGACAGAUGCCAAUUAUCAUUUGAUUUUGAAAGAACCUCACUGUGCGGGACAUUGGUAUGCUCCGGAACAGCAUCAAAUGAUAAUAACUUCGGAAGGAGAACUCAACUUGAAUGAUAAUAUUUUAGAUUAUUCAGAAUUCUGUAUGCUACCCAAGAACGAGAUGGGCGAAUUCAAUGCUUUCUACUGUGAGCUUUCUAUUGCUAGUGACUGGUCACACCAAAUAUAUGCUUGGGGUAUUCUGAUGUCUUUCUUCUUUCUUGUGGCCACCUUUGUGGUUUACGCUAUUCUACCGGAGCUACGGAACCUGCCAGGCAUGUUACUGAUGUGUUACGUGGCAGCACUCGGCGUAUCCUAUUUAUUGCUGGGCUUGGUGCGAAUGAAUAUCUAUGGUUAUCAGUCGUUUGUGUGUAAAGGCACUGCAUACACACUCUACUUUACGUUAAUGGCCAGCUUCUUUUGGCUCAAUGUCAUGUCCUUCGACAUUUACUGGACAUUUGGUGGAAGUCAUGGACGGACGACUGAGCGGACGAAGUUCCUGUAUUACUCUCUGUAUGCUUGGGGUGUACCUCUGCUAUUCCUAUCAUUGAUUCUUCUCUUCGAUCACACGGAUCUCAUAAGCUACAAUCACCGGCCGAAUGUUGGCGAGGAAGUAUGUUUUCUUAAGCCGCAAAAGAAGAUUGAAUUCCUAUAUUUCUACUUACCGUUACUGCUGAUUAUCAGUACGAACAUAUGUUUCUUCGCUAUCACCGCCAAUCGCAUUCACCAAAGCAAUCCGACCGAUGCCAGUACGAUGAACGAUAAUACGGGACGCCAAUCAAAGCGUGACAAUGAUCGUAACAGAUUCGGCCUGUAUUUGCGUUUGUUCUUCAUCAUGGGAUUAACCUGGUCGCUAGAAAUAGUAAGCUGGCUGUUGGUUGAUCCAGAAGCAGCCUCUUGGUUAUGGUUAGUGUACCUUCUGGACAUUUGCAACUGCCUUGCUGGCAUAAUCAUAUUUUUCCUGUUCGUCUGGAAGCAAAGAGUAAAAAAUUUGUUGCUUCAGCGAUUUGGCAGAAAGGCAAAAACCUCUAGAGACUCGUACACCGUACACACCACUGCGCAGAUGUAGACAACCUCAAAAACGCGAGUUUAAGAUGCCUUAAUCUCAGUGAUACAUGUAAAAUUUGGCUUUAAACAGCGGGCGCAGGCUUUAACGAAAUCACAGAAUCGAUUUGUAUGAUAAUUUUCAAAUAGAAAAAAAAAACUUCUUUAUAAAAGUUUUUGCUUUCAAAAUUGUUAUUCCAAUUCUCUUCAUAUACC
Messenger RNA from Anopheles darlingi, 1682 nucleotides. RefSeq names its product G-protein coupled receptor Mth2-like. Gene Ontology annotation, cellular component: membrane. Bases 46 to 1491 code for a protein of 481 amino acids. Gene Ontology annotation, molecular function: G protein-coupled receptor activity. NCBI's taxonomy places the organism in Eukaryota, Metazoa, Arthropoda, Insecta, Diptera, Culicidae. Gene Ontology annotation, biological process: G protein-coupled receptor signaling pathway; cell surface receptor signaling pathway. The record is from RefSeq and is a predicted model, not a curated record. The transcript is spliced from 6 exons.